This is a messenger RNA of Saccostrea cuccullata (small rock oyster), 1836 nucleotides long. RefSeq lists its product as uncharacterized. The transcript has 5 exons. The coding region runs from base 903 to 1691 and encodes 262 amino acids. NCBI's taxonomy places the organism in Eukaryota, Metazoa, Mollusca, Bivalvia, Ostreida, Ostreidae. The record is from RefSeq and is a predicted model, not a curated record.
UGUUAAUGCGCUACAUUCAGUCAGCAGGAAGGUUUCCACUAGGAUGUUCAUUAAACUUAAUGUUCCACAGACGCCCUCAUCCUCAGCUGUACCUAGUUGAUCAUUCGUCAUAGACGAAGGUUCUUUUUUAACCCUGUCGACAAGAAUAACAAUGCGUUAGAGGGCACGUACCAAACUUUCUUUCUUCACAGCAAUACCAAGGAGAUCGUAUCGCGUGCACAAGCAAAAACGAUCCUGUCGUGAAACACGGAGAUUACAUAAUGUUUGCUUGAUUUUCUUUUUUCAAAGGGAUAUUUUGAGUCACUGGGAAAAGGUUAUCAAAAGACUGGAUCUCGAGCAGAAUUUGAUUUUCUUUUCUCAGAAUUUACCGAGAGAUAACCUCAAGUUGACUGUCAGUGAUAAUAUCAACCUCUCAGCCUAGCUUUCUUCAAUAAGGAUAAAGCUGUUGUUUAUACGAUGAAUGCGAAGUAUUUUAUCUUUGGAUAAUUUCGAAACAGGGAGUGUUGACGUAACACAUCUAUACCGUUACAAAGGACAUCUAUAUUUCUGUAAUUUGAACGACAUCAGAAAAUGUGGAUGUAAAUCACGAAAUAUAACGCCUUUAAGUGUAUUGAUUUUAUUACUGUUAAAACAAAAAAGUCAAAUAAGACCACCGAUGGUCAGAAGAGCUUGCCAAACACAGGCUCAAGCUAUGUGAAAUUAAAACCACACAAUAUCGAUAAAUUAUUGAAUCUCAUAAUAGAUUCGUCAGUCGAGAUUUUAUAGAGACAUUGAAAUAUUCUGAGAAAAAUUAAUAUAAGGACGAAGGAUAAUUAAUGGUGAAGUGAAAUAUUUGAAGGAAACAUUGAGUGUGUUCUUUAACAAAGAACAGUUAUCAGCGAUACCAAACUUCUGUAAUUACAAUGGCAUCGAAAAAGAAUGUAUCGAAACAAGUGAAGAAACGUACUUUAAAUGUAGCUGACUGCUUCAGCGACGAGGAGGAAGAUUUUCAUGAUAUGAACAGACGUGGAUCGAAUAUGUCCUUAUCUAGAGUGCGGUCAUGCCCUCAGCUGCUAGAAGAACAAGAUGGUCGACAGACAAUACAAUGUUUCGAGAACAUUGUUGAUGAUAAUGUUAAUACUCCUCUGAUACAAGACUGCCGGUCUCCUCGAUCACCUAUGAUUGCUCAAGGAUUUCAAUUCGAACCGACAUGCGCGACCCCUGGAUCAGCCACACCAACACCACCGUCUUCACCCGGGAGUCAAAGAAGUUCUCUGUCUCAAAAAGAAACUCCGUCUACCCCUAAGCAGACCAAUUCCCCUAUAACGACGCCUAAAAUCAGGAGAGGGAGUUAUUCCUGGAGAGCUAACAUAAGUCGAGGAUCUUCAGUUGAUUCUCAUGAGGGCGAAGACAAAGACGUUCCAAAGGUGAAAGUCAAUAUACAAAUACCAUUAAGUAGUGAAAAUUUACAAAAACAUGAUCGACUUUCGAUGACACCACAACCAAACCUAAACAAUGACGAUAACAAAUAUUACGAUGCUCUACAAGCUGGACUUGCCUGUGACAAGAGUGUUCGUCCAAAGUCUUCUUCCCCACAAGCGCAAGGGGAAGGUGAACUUCAAAGCAAAUGUGAAAUGUGGUUACAAACUCUGAAUAUUUCACAGGGAGAUAAAAUUAAAUCCCGGAGUCAUAUACAACUCCCACCAUUAUAAUUUUUCCCAUUUUCAGGAUAUGUUUUGUUUUCUCCGGUGAAAUGCCAAAAACAGGUGUUAUAUAAUGACAACAUCAACGUAGUGGAUGCCCUUUCAAACCUAAGAUGUGUUUUAAACUUCAAAUAUAAAAGCCUUUACACAUUUA